Hippocampus comes (tiger tail seahorse) is the source of this 909-nucleotide messenger RNA. RefSeq names its product RNA polymerase III subunit GL b (gene polr3glb). NCBI's taxonomy places the organism in Eukaryota, Metazoa, Chordata, Actinopteri, Syngnathiformes, Syngnathidae. The transcript has 8 exons. Gene Ontology annotation, cellular component: RNA polymerase III complex. The record is from RefSeq and is a predicted model, not a curated record. Gene Ontology annotation, biological process: transcription by RNA polymerase III. The coding region runs from base 108 to 770 and encodes 220 amino acids.
CGACCAACACAAGCGGAAGCGCCACAAAGAGAAAAUGGUGGCCGGCGCGAAAUGAUUGCACUGCUCAGCCGACUGACCACUGCCAGCCCAAACAGAUCGUAGGUGAGAUGUCGGGGCGCGGCCGUGGCCGGCGCGGACCAGACGGCACGAUUGGCAACAGAGGCGAACCGCUCUUGUCGUCCGUCCAGCAGCCCAGCCCCCUGUUUCCGGUGAUGGAACACAAGCCCCUCCCCCUGACGGGUGGCGAAGAGGCCGAGUACCUUUUGGCACUCAAGCAGGAGUUCAGAGGCGCCAUGAUGACGCGACCGGGUUUCAUCCAGCCGCACGCGAGUCACAGGUCACACGCAGAUGUGGAAAGAUAUUCGGACAAAUAUCACAACUCCAACGAGCAGAUGGAUGCACUGACCGACUGGAUCACAGACUGGAAGAGAUUCCCAAAAGAAAUAAGACUAUGUGUCAGAAGAUCCCUAAAAAAAGGUGCGACCAAAGUGGUUUUGGGGUCAAAGAGAGGCCAGGCUGAUGAGCAGAAGGAAAGCGUGGAAGACAAAAAAGAAGUGCUCCUCAAACUGGAGACGCUGGCCAACGAGGAGCAGCGGAGCUCAGAGGACGAGGAUGAGGAAGAGAAGAAGAAGGAGGGCGAUCAGGAGGUGGACGAUGAGUACGACGAGGAAGAGCUGGAAGAAGAGACCGAUUACAUCAUGUCCUACUUUGACAACGGCGAAGACUUUGGCGCUGAAAGCGACGACAACAUGGACGAAGCCGUUUACUGAAACCUUUGGGCUGUUGCCGUGGUGACGCUGAUGUGACAACUCUGAUUUUAAAGUUUUUAUUCAUUUUUUUGUAUCCCUUUUCAUGUUAAAUGUUCACUUUUUACUCAAAUGGCUUAAAUACAAAGUGUCAUAUACUAAA